CUAUGGCGGGCUUGAAACUUAAGACUUACUGAGGGAAGGCAAAAAUUACAAUAUAAUACAAAACACUGUCAUAACUAACUCUGUCUUUAUAAUGUCGUAUAGACAGUGUUGACAAGUAGUUACAGCACCUGUAGUCAACUAUUAAUUAGCUUAGUGUUAGGCAACUGUUUUGAUUACACUAUUUACAAUAACUAAAUUAAUUAAUUUUAGUAGACAUGCUGGCAUCAAAGAAUCCUGCAAAGAUUCAAAGUGACCUACUAAUUAAAUUGGUUGACUGUACAAUUUCAGGUUAUUCGUACUAAUGCAAGUCCAUCCUAUAUGUUUACUUAAUAACCUUGUUUACUAGGGGAUGCAUUAUGUUGUGUUAAUUUAUUAUUUUUGCAUGUUGUGUGUAUUUUUUUAUUUGCAUGUACCUAAAGAUGACCUAGAGAAAGCAAAAAAAAAACUGAAACUGGUUGAAGAUACAUCAGACAUACAGACUGAAGCCGAAACAGAACCAAGUCUUAAACGUAAAAGGCAAAAAAGAUAUAUUUCUAGCAGCAGUGACGAAGAUAAACACAUAAGGCCACCACCGUUAAAAAAGAAAUUACAACCACUUCAAGCUGCUGACAAUGAAGGAGAUUAUGGAGAUAGUCGUCAAGCUCAGCCAAACAUUGCCCAAGAAACCGCUUCAAUAGCAGAAAGAACCCUCUCAUUACUGAAUGUAGCAGAUGAGCUUCCCAUCUUAAAAAACAGUGUAAUGCAAGAUUUGGCAGACGACGGCGACGGACGGUUAACUCCCUUUGCACGCCAAGUUAGUCCUCGGUGCCAAUAUGAACAACCGUCGAAUAUCGGCAGCGACGAGCCAGCAGCAACGCCAUCGAGAGUUCAGGGAUUAACAGGAUACCAAACAAAAGUGCUGUCAUUGUUGACAUGUAUCAAAACUCAAAAUGAUCAAAUAAUAAGUCUGUUAAAACAUACUGGCACAUCGAAAGGUAGCCUAAAACCGGAAUUCAAAUUCCCAAUUCAAAAUGCCGAUGAAUUAACUACAACUGAAUUAUUAAUAGAGAAAAAAGAAAAUUAUGACAAUUUGGUUUCAUACAUGAGAACUAUUGGAGGCAGGGAUAUUGCGAGCAAAGUGUCUCGACUAAUGAAAUUUUGUUUCACUGACCAGCUGGCUCAACAGUACAACUUUUAUGGAAAGAGAUCGAACAAAAAGCCUUUCUGCCAACUGCGCCUGCGAGAUUGUAUCGUGGAAGGAGUUGUCACCACUACAUCUGGGUCUACAGCUAAAGACGUAGAAGAUUCCAUUAAAAUUUGGUUAAAACAUGCCCCCGAAAGAUUGAAGAAGAUUAAACAACAAUAAACAUGGCAGAGAAAAUAAAAUAUUCGAGAAAAGCCAUAGUUGGCCAACGUCAAUUAUUGCGAAGAGCCAAAGAAGCACAGUUAAAUGUAAUUUCAAAUUUACAAAAGAGUACUACAACUGUAAGUGCAUCCUCUUCCUUAGUUAAUUUGCCAUGUACUUCAUAUAAUAAUUCUCAAUCUGAAAUUGUAUUCCAAGGUUCUAGAAAUAAUUCCGGUUUAUUGAUAGAACAUGACAUUUCUCACGAUAAUCAUAUCAUUACUAGUGAUAAUGAGCAUUUACUAUCUGAUUCAGAUUCUGUUAAGUCUAUAAAAGAAGAUGAUUUCAAAACAGAGUUAAAACAUUGGGCCACUCAAUAUCAAAUACCACAUAAUGCUUUAAAUAGUCUUCUUAAAAUUGUGUCUCCUUUAUGCCCUGGAUUACCAAAAGAUAGUAGAACACUGUUGACAACCCCUUUACAACUAGAAAUUACUAAGUUAGAUACUGGUGAAUUAGUACAUUUAGGUCUUCUUUCCCAAAUUCAAAAGCAAAUAAAACUAUUUAACGAUAAUGAUAGUAAUCUCGGUAAUAGAGAAAUUAAUGUUUCUUUUAACAUUGAUGGACUUCCCAUAUUCAAAAGUACUAAUACACAAUUGUGGCCAAUAUUGGGAUUGCUAAAAAACAAUCCUAAUGCUAAACCAUUUGUCGUCGCUCUUUUCUGUGGUCAAGCUAAACCUUCACCAUUAAAUGUUUUUUA
Leguminivora glycinivorella is the source of this 2078-nucleotide messenger RNA. RefSeq lists its product as uncharacterized. The transcript has 7 exons. The coding region runs from base 350 to 1345 and encodes 331 amino acids. The record is from RefSeq and is a predicted model, not a curated record. Lineage: Eukaryota; Metazoa; Arthropoda; Insecta; Lepidoptera; Tortricidae.